AGUGAUUAAAAAUAACCAAGUUGCCGCUGACUCCGUGCUAUUUUUGUAAUAAUUAUUGGGCAAUUAGCUGAUUAAAUAUCUCACAAAAUACAUAAGUCUCUUUUUAAACCAUGGCCUACUAUGGACAACAACAACGCCAAGGACCACCUGGCCCAGAUCAAAACUUUCUCAUGGGUGUUUUUUCAAGGAUAGAUAAAGAUAGAAGUGGUUCUAUAUCAGGCAGUGAAUUGGGACAGGCUUUAUCCAAUGGAACAUGGACACCUUUCAACCCAGAAACAGUAAGAUUGAUGAUAGGAAUGUUUGACAGAGAUAACUCAGGAACUAUUAAUUUUCAAGAGUUUUCAUCACUAUGGAAAUAUGUGACGGAUUGGCAGAAUUGUUUCCGUGGAUAUGAUCGUGAUAAUUCAGGUUCUAUAGAUAAAAAUGAACUGAAAACAGCUUUAACAAGCUUUGGUUAUAGAUUAUCAGAUAGAUUUUAUGAUGUAUUGGUGAGAAAAUUUGAUAGAUUAGGAAGAGGAACUGUUGCCUUUGAUGAUUUUAUUCAAUGUUGUAUUGUUUUACAGACUCUAACACAAUCAUUUAGAAAUUAUGAUACAGAUCAAGAUGGCUGGAUACAAAUUGGUUAUGAACAAUUCUUAACUUUAGUUUUCAGUAUCAAAUCCUAAUAUUGUAUUAUAUUGGUAUUACAAUAUGAGCUGUGGUGUAUGCUCAAAUUUGACAAAUACUUAGUUGAUUAUUUUUAUUACAUUUGACCUAAAUUUUAUGACUAACUAUCUAUUUCCUUGAGUUUUAAAAUUUUCUUUAAACUUAUAUGUAUUUUUGCAAUAUCUUUUUAUAAUUGCAUAAUUAUGAUGUCCAAAUAUUUUGAAAUAUUUAUGUAAAGUUCAGUUUGUCUUUGCGUUUUGUAUUAUUGACUAAUAUUGUUGGCUGUUAUCUGAACCAGUUUAUAAUAUUUCAAUAAUCAUCAUGAAAUAAUGUGAAUGUAUUUUGUAAAAGAGAUAACUGAUUAUAUUAACCAUAGAUUGCAGUAAUUAAGAUUGAUUUAAAUGCAGAUCUAUAUGUUUCUGUUUGUGUAUAUUUUUAUGCCAGGUCGUCCAUGAUCAGUGGUUUGUAAUUCACCAUGAUUCAGAAGUUGUUAUAAUAUAAAACCAUUUAAAUACCCUACUCACAUAUUAGGAAUUCUGGGUUCAUUGACUUGUAUUUUUAGCCUGCAUUUGAUAUUGAUAAUGGAUAAUAUAGCUUAGUAUGCAUGCCAUUACAUAAUGCUGUUUUAGAUUUUUUUUUUUUUUUUUUUGAAAAGUUAAAUAUAAUUCUACACAUAAAGAGUAGCAGUAGUAUAUUUAUAUAAUUAUUGGGAUGCAGCCUUCGGUUUCUCAUUUUGGAAAUAUUAUAUUUUCAAAUAUUAAUUAUUAAAUGUGACAUAAUAAGCAAGAUUGAUUGCUUUUAGCUGUCUGAUAUUAAGUACUGAACAUUUGGGUGUGACAUUAAUCCAUAGUUUAAUUUCUCAUCCUAUAUAUUUCAUAUUUUCAUGUACACAAAUAUGAAUAAAUUUUCUUAUCAUUG
Lottia gigantea (owl limpet) is the source of this 1563-nucleotide messenger RNA. RefSeq lists its product as hypothetical. Gene Ontology annotation, molecular function: calcium ion binding. Lineage: Eukaryota; Metazoa; Mollusca; Gastropoda; Lottiidae. Bases 111 to 665 code for a protein of 184 amino acids. The transcript is spliced from 6 exons. The record is from RefSeq and is a predicted model, not a curated record.